Rotaria sordida is the source of this 972-nucleotide messenger RNA. NCBI's taxonomy places the organism in Eukaryota, Metazoa, Rotifera, Eurotatoria, Philodinida, Philodinidae. The record is from the annotation of a GenBank genome assembly.
AUGGAGCACGAUACAUCAGACGAACGAAUACACAUGGUAUUUAAAUGCGUUUAUUUGUUUGGUUUUCUUUUAUGCUUGUUUUCAAUAACAAGCUGUCAAUUUAAUAAAGAUCACUUAACAAAAUUACAAGCAUUAGAAUGUGAUGAACCAUCUGUUACACUUCAUGUAUUUUCUGGAACAUCAAAUCCAGUUUGGAAAAUUAAUAUAAGACAACUAACUAAAAUUAAACAACUAGCUUAUGAAUCUUUGUAUCAACAUAAUAACGUUACAUUAUUAAGUAAGCCAACAACAAGAAUUAUGGGUUAUCAAGGAUUCACAAUAAGUUGUUCUUCUGACAAGCCUGUUUUUGUUCAUGGCUUAUCUCCAGUUGAACAUUUGUUAUUGCUUGGUGGUCGUCAUUAUCUUUCGGCAUCGGUUAUCCGUCAUGUCAGAGAUCAUGUCGGAGAAGUUAUGUCUGACAUUACUCAUAUAGAGUCUAAUAAUGCUGAUUGUAACCAUGUUCCAAUCGUAGGUCCUGAUACUGUACCUAAAUAUGAUCCAAAAUCAGAUGAUGAAGGAUGUUUCAUUACAAGACAAACGGAAAACAAUUGUUAUGCUUACGGUACUGAUAUUGUUACAAAUACUUAUCCCCAACCGGGUCGAGGUAGUGGAAAGAUAUGGUCAUCCAAUACGUGUGUAGAUAUGGGAAAUGCAUCUGUUCGUGAUGGUUUAGUUUACAAUGGCACAAAAUUACCAAAAACUCCACCAGAAAAUGGUCACUUUGCUGCAUUGCUUAUUUGGCCAGACACAAACUUUCAUUGGAUAAGAAUGGAUGCAAAUGGUUAUUGGUCACAUAAACCAGGAGGUACACCAGUUCGCAACAAAGAUAACAGAGGCUUACCGAUCGUCGAUCCUUCAAAAUCUGAUUUCUCGCCCUGGACACAAUUCUGUUCAUAUUUCAUUGCACAACCAUCAAAACUUCGAAUCAAAUAA